AUGCUUCAGCUGACACUUUCCAGUCAAUACGCUCACGUCCCCAAGUCCGAACUCGACGAAGGACAAAUAAGAGAAUUGGAAGAAUAUGAAAUCUCCCAGGGUCCCCUCUCCGUCCUCCAGCAAUCUGUCCGAAACUCGUCCCAGGUUUUGAUCUCUCUGCGGAACAACAAGAAGCUGUUGGCGAGGGUGAAGGCAUUCGAUAGGCAUUGCAACAUGGUGUUGGAGAACGUCAAGGAGAUGUGGACGGAAACACCGAAAGGCAAGGGCAAGAAGCCUGUCAACAAGGACCGUUUCAUCUCGAAAAUGUUUUUGAGGGGCGACUCUGUUAUCCUUGUCCUGCGUAACGCUGCUUAA
Molecule: messenger RNA, 354 nt
Organism: Cryptococcus amylolentus CBS 6039
Lineage: Eukaryota; Fungi; Basidiomycota; Tremellomycetes; Tremellales; Cryptococcaceae
Product: small nuclear ribonucleoprotein Sm D2
Exons: 4
Coding region: 1-354 (117 amino acids)
Biological process (GO): RNA splicing; spliceosomal snRNP assembly
Cellular component (GO): U2 snRNP; precatalytic spliceosome; catalytic step 2 spliceosome
Molecular function (GO): RNA binding
Source: RefSeq, a predicted model, not a curated record